Messenger RNA from Megalops cyprinoides (Indo-Pacific tarpon), 957 nucleotides. Its product is annotated as transmembrane emp24 domain-containing protein 1-like. Lineage: Eukaryota; Metazoa; Chordata; Actinopteri; Elopiformes; Megalopidae. Gene Ontology annotation, cellular component: Golgi apparatus; endoplasmic reticulum-Golgi intermediate compartment; COPII-coated ER to Golgi transport vesicle. The transcript has 4 exons. Gene Ontology annotation, biological process: intracellular protein transport; endoplasmic reticulum to Golgi vesicle-mediated transport; Golgi organization. The coding region runs from base 170 to 859 and encodes 229 amino acids. The record is from RefSeq and is a predicted model, not a curated record.
UUCGGUCCCAACUUUCGCUCUACCUAUCCAGAGGUCGGGAAGUUCUGCAGAGUGAAAAAUAGAUUGGCUAAGACAUGUCGAGGAAGUCAGGAGCCAUGUAGCUGCGAAACGUUUAUAAAUACUUUCUGAUCGCGGCUGGCAGUUAAAUGUGAACGCUGUUUAUUCCGCCAUGAGUGUGCGCAGGCGAAGGGCGAGUUUUAUUUCUGCAGGAGUUCAUUUUAUCGCGAUACUCGGCCUCUCAGUGGCUUUUAGGCAGAGUCAGGACAUCGAGUUCACCUUUCUCCUGCCUCCCGGAAGAGUGGAGUGUUUUUACCAACCUGUCGCGAAAAACGGCUCCAUGGAGGUAGAAUACCAGGUGAUCGCAGGUGCUGGGAUGGAUGUGGACUUCACCAUUGUCUCUCCCCACGGGUACCUGCUGACCUCAGACUUCCGCAAAUCAGACGGGAUCCACACCGUGGAGCCCACUGAGGAAGGGGACUACAGGAUCUGCUUUGACAACAGUUUCAGCCGGGUGUCAGAAAAGAUGGUGUUCUUCGAGGUGAUCAUGGACGGGCAGGGGGCUGAGGGGGGCGGGGACGACGAGUGGGCCGACAUGGUGGAGCCAGAGAGCAUGCUGGAGUACAAGCUGGAGGACAUCCGGGAGUCGGUGGAGUCUGUGCACAGGCGGCUGGAGCGCAGUCGGCAGGUGCAGACGCUGCUGCGGGCGUUCGAGGCGCGGGACAGGAACCUGCUGGAGGACAACCUGUGGCGCGUGUCUUUCUGGUCCUGCGUCAGCCUGCUGGUGAUGCUGGGCGUGGCCCUGACCCAGGUCUACACGCUGCGCAGCCUCUUCCAUGACAAGAGGAGGGUGCACACGUAGCCCCGCCCCCGAAGAACCCCAGGGAGGGAGGAGGCAGCGAGUGCACGCUUCCCGGUGACGAACAAAGAGAAGGAUGAGGAGGAUGAUGAAGAUGCCCC